Megalops cyprinoides (Indo-Pacific tarpon) is the source of this 1914-nucleotide messenger RNA. RefSeq names its product mitochondrial ribosomal protein L10 (gene mrpl10). The record is from RefSeq and is a predicted model, not a curated record. Gene Ontology annotation, biological process: translation. Gene Ontology annotation, cellular component: mitochondrial large ribosomal subunit. Gene Ontology annotation, molecular function: structural constituent of ribosome. The transcript has 5 exons. The coding region runs from base 273 to 1040 and encodes 255 amino acids. Lineage: Eukaryota; Metazoa; Chordata; Actinopteri; Elopiformes; Megalopidae.
UCAAGCAGGGCAAAUCGCCGAACUCGGAUACGUCAGCUUAAUUAGUGCAAUUUUACUUUACUUUUGUUAGUCGCUGUAAAUUCACAUUAAAAUCUACACACUUGUUUACAAGGCUUGUUAUGAUUUUUGUUUUAAUGGCGUCUCCAGUCGCAUAACAGCAGCAAGGUAAAUGUAAGUUUAUAGAGCAUCGUUCAUUGGCACCAGCCAGGGAGUUGAAAAUUACCGCACUCUGUUUGGAGUAUGCUAAUUUCUGAUUGUCCUUCCGGUACAAAAUGGCGGCGACCUUGUGCGGCAAACUUUUGCUAAGACAAGGCUGGCAGCCUGUGACGCAGAGUGUCCGCCAUGGCUCCAAGGCGGUCACGCGUCACAGGAAACCCAUGCACUUCCUAAAGCAGAAGCUGAUGGCUGUCACCGAGUACGUUCCCCCCAAACCUCCAAAGGCUCCAAGGCGCCGUACCGACCUGAGCGUCAGACAGACCCAGGAAGACAGUGGGCUGGUGGUGCUCUGGAAGAAGCAGGUAAAGGCCACGUUCCAGGACUGUAAGAUGAUCGCUGUGGUUCAGAACAACUCCAGCACCACCGAAGACAUGAUACUUCUAAAGCACCGGCUCCACAGACAUGGCAUCACCAUCAAAUUCUUCCCCAACCAGGUAAUGAAGGCCUACCUGGCAGACUCCCAGUACAGUAACUUGGAGCCCCUGUUCAUUGGCCCAACAGUUCUGUUUGUCAGUAAGGAACCUAAGGUGAAGGAGAUGCUGCAGAGCCUGAGGAGUGCCCCCCAAAUGGUGCUGCUUGGUGCCUGCAUUGAAAACACACUGUUGAGCCAGCAGGGAGUGGUGAAUUACUCCAAACUGCCCUCUCUGCCCACAGUCCAGGGGCAGGUGGUAAGCAGACUGGCUCUGCAGACCUCCCAGACGGCUGCGAUGCUGCAGCGCCACCCCGCCCACCUGUCUGCGCUCCUGCAGCAAUAUGUGAAGCAGAAGGAGGAAGAAGGGACCCCUGUGGACAGUAGCUCAAAAGCAGAGAUGACCUCAGUAUAGCACCAGCAAACCCCCUACCCACCCUCUUUUGGACUGCUGUUGAGUGGCUUUCCUGGGGCCAGUGGAAAUGAACCAGGAGUUCUGUCUAUUUCUUUGAUGUUUGAACCUCACUCUGUGGGUCACUGGUUACUGCCUCUCAACAACUUGUACACCAUAAGGACUACUGUGUCAUUUACUGUGCAGGAAUAUUUGGUUUUCUGUUAAUAUUAUUCCCUGUUAACCAGUAAUAUUAUUCCUCUGAAUCAGACAGUCCUUAUUGUUGUUUUUGCCAGUCAAGUCAUAUUUAAGACCUGUCUUGUGCACAUUAAAAGGAACAGCUGAGAUUCCAUACUCAGUCCUCCCUCACUGAUGUUACCUCUGUCAUUAAAAUCCUUACCUAACCAUAUAGAAAUAUAUGAAAUACAGCAUGAUGCCAUAAUUAGCUUCCUGCACCUUAAAAGCAAUAAAUCGGGUGCUCCAUCAUGCUCAAGUCAUGUUUGAGGGUAUCAUGGGGCACAAUAUGCCACCUGGAUUCAGCGAUUGUUGUAUUCCAUGAACUUGAGAGAAAAUGCCAAUGGUCUGUUGCAUCAAUGCAUUCAGGACUGAAUUGCCACAAAGACAAAUGUAUCGCCACCUCAGGACCGUAACAACAUCCAUAUGGUGCCACCCACUGGUCAGUGAUGCUGCCCUAAAAGAAGGUUAUAAAGGACUAAACAAAACAAAAAAAAAAAAUCAAUUUUUACCAAGCCAGCUGGCUGCUUUCAAUUAUUCUGAUUGUCAUGGUGAAACCGUCAGGACUGUUGAUCUCUAGAACCAAGGGAAGGCAAAGUUACUCUACAUGGAAUACAUGCAAACACUUUUUGUGUGAAGUCAUCGGUUUCAUUGCUCACGAGAG